This is a messenger RNA of Hyaena hyaena (striped hyena), 4287 nucleotides long. It is a transcript of the gene FGD3, whose product is annotated as FYVE, RhoGEF and PH domain containing 3. Gene Ontology annotation, cellular component: cytoplasm. The coding region runs from base 258 to 2636 and encodes 792 amino acids. The record is from RefSeq and is a predicted model, not a curated record. Gene Ontology annotation, molecular function: metal ion binding; guanyl-nucleotide exchange factor activity. Lineage: Eukaryota; Metazoa; Chordata; Mammalia; Carnivora; Hyaenidae. Gene Ontology annotation, biological process: filopodium assembly; cytoskeleton organization. The transcript has 19 exons.
GCAAAAGGAAGUUGUGUUCGCUGCUGCCAGAAGUCCGCCCCGGACAGAAGCGCGCGCUCCCACCGAGGGCAGGACCCCCGUUUCUGACGUGCUGGGCAGGAAGGAGACUUUCAGCCAGUUCCGCUCCCGCUCACGGCCUGAGCUGCCAACCAGGCCCGGAAAGAGCGCAGCCAGCAGGGAGCCAGGUGCAGAGCCCUCCCCGGGCACCUGGACAUCAGAAAGCCGCUGGCUAGCCCCCACGGAGCUCAGCUUUGAGGAUGGAGUCGGGAGAGAGGCCUUCAACAGCCCCAGCCCCUCGUGCGGCCCUGGAGGAGCCCAGCGUUGGGCCUGACUCUUCUUCCCCAGAGCUGCCAAGGGCAGAUCCAGGGAAGUUCCAGGCGCUGCCCCUUGGGCCCGGAGGCCCCUGCAAGGACCCUGACCCCGGGAGCCCUGGCAGCCCGACUGCAGGGGACGGCCCCCCAGAUGCAGGCCCCGCGGGGGAGCCCAGCGGUGUUGCUAAGAUCCCGAACCGCGACAGUGGGAUCGACAGUCCAUCCUGCAGCGUGGCUGGCGAGCACUUUCCCUGUGAGGAGGGUGGCGAGGCCAGCCCAGUCCCCACAGUCCCGGGGCUACACCCGCAAGUGGCCCCAGAAGGCAGGGCCCUGCGGGAGGAGGCCGACAGCGACGACGCGGGCGAAGGUAGCGGUGAGGAGCCAGACCCCAAGAACAGCCCCCCGAGGGCCCGUGUGGACACGGCCAAGCGCUCCGAGCCCCAGAAGCUGCUCCACAUCGCCCAGGAGCUCCUGCACACGGAGGAGACCUACGUGAGGCGGCUGCACCUGCUGGAUCAGGUUUUCUGCACUCAGCUGGUGGAAGCAGGCAUCCCCCCGGAAGUCACCACAGGCAUCUUCUCCAACAUCUCCUCCAUCUAUCGCUUCCAUGGGCAGUUCCUCCUGCCGGAGCUGCAGACACGGAUCACGGAGGAGUGGCCAGCGUCAUCUCGGCCCGUUGUUCCUAAAAUCUGCUCAUCUAAUGGCCGAACAGGGGUUUCGUGGAUGCUCUUUGAUGAGUGCCUGCCAUUUGAGUGGUCACGUCACCGCUGGCACCCCUGGUCUGGAGCAGCGGUCCUGGGCCCGCGCUGUCGAAGGGACACGACCCCCCGGCUUGGAGACAUCCUGCAGAAGCUGGCCCCGUUCCUCAAGAUGUACGGCGAGUAUGUCAAAAACUUUGACCGCGCUGUGGAGCUCGUGAGCACCUGGACCCAGCGCUCGCCGCUCUUCAAAGAGGUCGUCCAGGGCAUCCAGAAGCAAGAGGUGUGCGGGAACCUGACGCUGCAGCACCACAUGCUGGAGCCCGUGCAGAGGGUCCCUCGCUACGAGCUGCUGCUCAAGGACUAUCUGAAGAGGCUCCCAGGAGACGCCCCUGACCGGAAGGAUGCAGAAAGGUCCCUGGAGCUCAUCUCCACCGCUGCCAACCAUUCCAAUGCCGCGAUCCGGAAAAUGGAGAAGAUGCACAAGCUCUUGGAGGUGUAUGAGCGACUCGGUGGCGAGGAGGACAUCGUCAACCCCGCCAACGAGCUCAUCAAGGAGGGCCACAUCCUGAAGCUGUCAGCCAAGAACGGCACUGCCCAGGACCGCCAGCUCUUCCUGUUCAACAGCAUGAUCCUUUACUGUGUGCCCAAGCUGCGGCUCAUGGGCCAGAAGUUCAGUGUCCGGGAGAAGAUGGACAUUUCGGACCUCCAGGUGCAAGAUACCAUCAAGCCAAACGCACCCCACACAUUCGUCAUAACGGGAAGGAAGCGGUCCCUGGAGCUGCAGACUCGGACGGAAGAAGAGAAAAAAGAAUGGAUUCAGGUCAUUGAGGCCACCAUCGAGAGGCACAGGCAGAACAGCCAGACCUUCAAGGCCUUCGGGGGCUCCUUCGGCCAGGAUGAGGACCCCUCUCCCGCUCCAGAGUCCCCUGUGGUGAGUGCCAGUGCUGAGGAGCCUGCAGUGGCAGCCAGUGGUGGAGGGGCUACCACAGAGCCCGAGCCCAGGAGGGGGUCCGCGAAGACCAGGCGUGACAAGGACAAGCAGGGCUGCAGGAGCUGCGGCGAGACCUUCAACUCCAUCACCAAGAGGAAGCACCGCUGCAAGCUGUGCGGGGCGGUCAUCUGUGGGAAGUGCUCCGAGUUCAAGGCUGAGAAUGGCAGGCAGAGCCGUGUCUGCCGAGAGUGUUUCCUGACCCAGCAGGGAGCACCUGAGACUCCCAGCCCCGAGGUAGUGCCUGAGGACCCCAAGCACAACACAGAGAAGCCGUUGGCUGUGGACGCCCGGCCCAGCCUGCUCUGUGGUCACCUGCGGGUGUCGGACAGCGGUGCUGCCUGGAGUGAGGUGUGGGCCACCAUCCCCGCGUCGGAGCCCCUGGAGCUGGUGCUGUACCUGCAGGGAGGCAGCCAGGCCAGCCGGCUGCCACGCUCCAUCCCCCUCUCUGGCUGCAAGGUGAGCGUGCCAGACCCCACGGAGAGGCCGGACACCGGACACGUGUGGCGGCUACACCAGGCCCAGCAGACCCUGUACCUGAGCGCCCCGUCGGCGGAGCUGCAGCAGCGGUGGCUGGAGGCCCUGAGUGCCGCUGCCCAUGGGGACCCGGCUCUGGCCUUCCCAGGGGCCCCGUGAACUGAGCCUCGGCCAGACGUCCCUGCUCACAGCCACCACAGCGGGGCCCAGCCCGUGCUUACCUGGGAGGUGGCGUCAGAGGCUGCGUGCAGGCGCAAAGGGCUCCCAGACUGCUGGGGGAGGAUGGGCCACAGGGCGCUCAACCCGGAGGGACCUCUGGGAAGCGGAGGAAACAGGCCCAGAGGGGCAGCCACCCACCCAGCACGUCUCCCCAAAGAGGGCACAGUUCUGCCCUCAGCGCCAGCUGUGUGGCCUGGAGCGGGGUGCUGGCGGACCGUCUAGUGUGGGGCCCCAGCUCCAGAAGGCAGAAGGAGCGCCCUGGGGGGGGGGCGGGCCGGCGGGGGGUCUGCAGUCUUGCCUUCCCUCCCUGCUGCCCCACCCCCACCCUGUCCACACCGUCUGUACCCAUGAGCUGAAACGUGACUGCUGGCGGACUCCAUGCCCUCCUCCGCCCUCUCCGGGCCCCUCGGCCCACCUCCCCAGUCGGACAGGUGGGUGGUCGGCCUGGGCCGUCCCUGCGGGGCCUCCAUGAGAAAGUCCGCAGAGGCCAGCAGAGGCCUGACUUGUGUGCCCGCCCCGUGGCUGGUGGCAGGCCCUGCUUGUCUGCAGAAAUAAAUGCUGGCAGCCAGCAGGUGGGCACAGCCUCAGGGCAGGGGUGCCAGGUAGGGAGUGAGGGCGACGGCACAGCCGGGCCUGGGGGUGUGGGGCCCAUCCCUGUGGUGCAGUGAAGGGCCUGGGGCCCAGCCGGCCCCUCCCCCGGUCCCGCCCUUCCCCCCCAGCCCCAGGGUCUCCGCUCUGUGUGGUGACUGAGCACCUACUGUGUCCGCAGGGCCUACUGGGCCCUUCUCUCCAAGCUGUGCCCACUUGACAGCUAAGGACACUGAGUCCUAUCCAGACCCAGGGGGUGGCCGGAAGUGACCCACUGGGAACGGCAGCACUUGGCGGGGUGGGGAGGAAACUAGCCCCCCCCACAGCAGGUGCCCACGUGGGGUCCUUACAGCUGCCCCUGUGAGUUCUCUGCUCCAGGGCAGACCCAGGCUCUCUCCUCCUGCCUACCAGCCUGGGGUCCCCACACGUUUCCACAGUGGAAAUCACAGGUUCCCAUAGCGAUUCCAGUGGGGGGCCCUUUCGUCACUGGGGGGACCUUGGGGGUCCGCUGGGAGUUACAUUCCACGGCAGUCCAUCAGAGAGCCCCAGGGCCCACUGAUUUUAGACCAGGCACUGGAAAUGGCUCGAACAGCCCAGGAGACGGUGCCCUGAGCGUGAGAGGAACAGAAUCUGAGGAGGGGAGGACACCCCAAGGGGGGGUUGUUGCAGGAAGAGCAUCCAGGCCUAGGGCAGGGUCACGAGGGGCCAGCAGGGCACAGGUGGGGAGCUGAGCGGUCUGGGGGGUGCAGGGCCUGGGUCUCCCCAAGGUCUCCUUUGCUGUUGCUGAGGGGUGGGGGCCGCGGGGCGGGCCUGGGAGUGUGGCCAUAUCUGUCUGGCUGCAGCAGGGUUGGUGGGGGCGUAGAUGGAGACAGGGCCCCGGGGACCCCGCGGAGCUCCAGGAAAACCCCUGUGAUGGCCCAAGUCGGAGGCUGCAGCUUCCGGCUUCUCGAGAGACGAAAUGCCAGUGUUCUUGUGAAAUAUCCUGAUAAAAGUUAGCAACUAC